AUGAAUUAUGCCUGCCAAGUGUGGGGCCUUAUCCUUUAUAUGCGAGUUCGAGCCGCCCUCACUAAUCCCAAGUACAACUACUUUUCUGGGCUGGCGGCUGCCGUACCUGCCGUACUUUCAGAACUGCAGGAAGAGGUCUUGUCUUCCUUCACCCUCAACGCAAGGCUCCGAGACCUCAUGCAGCGACUGGCGGUGUGGACGCAAAGCUGUGAAAUCUCAGUGGCCUCUGCCGUACACGCUGGAAUUGGAGAUCUGGGUCCUCUGUUACUCGGAGGGGAGGGAGGACUCAACCCACGCACCUUCACUUGUUGUUGCUGGUGCUGA
Volvox carteri f. nagariensis is the source of this 324-nucleotide messenger RNA. RefSeq lists its product as uncharacterized. The record is from RefSeq and is a predicted model, not a curated record. Lineage: Eukaryota; Viridiplantae; Chlorophyta; Chlorophyceae; Chlamydomonadales; Volvocaceae. The transcript is spliced from 4 exons. The coding region runs from base 1 to 324 and encodes 107 amino acids.